Aethalodelphis obliquidens (Pacific white-sided dolphin) is the source of this 3638-nucleotide messenger RNA. RefSeq names its product C-X3-C motif chemokine receptor 1 (gene CX3CR1). Gene Ontology annotation, molecular function: C-C chemokine binding; C-X3-C chemokine receptor activity; C-C chemokine receptor activity. Gene Ontology annotation, biological process: cell adhesion; calcium-mediated signaling; G protein-coupled receptor signaling pathway. The record is from RefSeq and is a predicted model, not a curated record. The transcript has 2 exons. The coding region runs from base 1007 to 2083 and encodes 358 amino acids. NCBI's taxonomy places the organism in Eukaryota, Metazoa, Chordata, Mammalia, Artiodactyla, Delphinidae. Gene Ontology annotation, cellular component: membrane; external side of plasma membrane.
CCUCUUAUUUUUAAUUUUCACUUGUCCUUACACCAGUGUAUGGUAAAGAUAAUUAACAGAUAUUGGCUUAAUCAAAAAUUAAUUAAUCAGCAAGUCCAUCUCUUCUUCAGUUAUUAAAAAAGGAAAAUCAUAGUCAUUUCCUUUCUAAAUUUCACAGUUCAUUUUAACAGAGAUAAAUAAAUACCAUAAAGGACUUUGAGGAGGAAAGCAGAGGGAGGUGUGGCAAACCAAGAACAGGGGCAGGUCCUGUGAAGGGGUGGCUCACACACGAGCAGAGGGGCCUCACUCCAUGUGUGGUUUUCUCCUGUUACUGGUCUUGGCUUGUGGUGUGUCUGGGCCCGUAUAAAAUGCUGGUGGGUGAGUCACGCUAAGUUGUUUUAGGUGGACUCUGCUGCAGGAAUAGAAAGUCACUCAAUCUACUUGUGUGGAGGAUGGGGUGCAAGUUGUAAAAUGUGCCCACUGCUCCUCAGCAUGGAAUUCAAGGCCCAUCCAUCUGCCCCUCUUCUUCCUUCUUGGCCUUGCUCUCUCUGCAUCCUAAGGAGGGGUCUCAUAAAAAAUAGCUGUCAUUGUAAAUUGGAAAACCAUCAGGUCCUUAAACUCAGGGUCCCAAGUAGCCAGGGGUGUGGGCUUGGGGCCAGACUGAGAACCUUCCUACGUGGCCCAAGGUGAAUUCCAGAUUUGUCAGGACUCAAAAUUAACUAAUUCAGCUCUCUGUCUCCAAACAGAACCUCAUCUGAAUGCUGGCCGCCUGCGAGCCCAGAAGCUUCGCAGGCUGCUGAGCAGCCACUCUGUGGACACGAGGCCACGCUUCCCCUGACCCAGGACUCAUGCUACUCUUUAAAACUGUUUCCUUCUCUUUGGUCAUUGUUGGAAAACUGAGCAGCCAGAGCUGGCCAGGCCCUCAGAGAUGGUCCGGUCCAGGGCUUUCAUUACAUACAUCAAGAAACUGAGGCCGAGCUGGAAGUGAGCUGCCCAGGGUCUGCCAGCUUAUUUCAGGGUGCUCACCAUGCCCACCAUCUCCCCUGAAUCAAGUUUAGAAGACUUUGAGUAUGAUGAGCUUGCAGAAGCCUGUGAUAUGGGGGACAUCGUGGCCUUGGGAACUGUCUUCCUGGCCAUACUCUACUCCCUUGUCUUUGCCUUUGGCCUGGUGGGAAAUUUGCUGGUGGUGUUUGCCCUCACCAACAGCCAGAAGCCCAAGAGCAUCACUGACGUUUACCUCCUGAACCUGGCCUUUUCUGAUCUGCUCUUUGUAGCCACCUUGCCCUUCUGGACUCACUAUCUUAUAAACGAGCAAGGCCUUCAUAACGCCGUGUGCAAACUCACCACCGCCUUCUUCUUCAUCGGGUUUUUUGGAGGCAUAUUCUUCAUCACCAUCAUCAGCAUCGACAGGUACUUGGCCAUUGUCCUGGCCGCCAACUCCAUGAACAACCGGACUGUGCAGCAUGGCGUCACCAUCAGCCUUGGCGUCUGGGCAGCCGCCAUCUUGGUGGCUGCACCCCAGUUCAUGUUCACCAAACAGAAAGAAAACGAAUGCCUUGGUGACUACCCUGAGGUCCUACAGGAAAUCUGGCCUGUGCUCCGCAAUGUAGAAAUAAAUUUUCUUGGCUUCCUGCUCCCCCUGCUUAUUAUGAGUUACUGUUACUUCAGAAUCAUGCAGACACUUUUUUCCUGCAAAAACCAAAAGAAAGCUAAAGCCAUUAGGCUGAUCUUUCUUGUGGUCAUCAUGUUUUUCCUCUUCUGGACACCUUACAACGUCAUGAUUUUCUUAGAGACACUCAAUCUCUAUGACUUCUUUCCCAACUGUGACAUGAAGAGGGAUCUGAGGUUGGCCCUCAGUGUGACCGAGACAGUUGCAUUUACCCACUGUUGCCUUAAUCCCCUUAUCUAUGCAUUUGCUGGAGAGAAGUUCAGAAGAUACCUUUACCACCUGUACAGGAAAUGCCUGGCUGUCCUGUGUGGCCACCCCGUCCACGUCAGUUUCUCCCUGUCCCCGUCUGAAUCACAAAGGAGCAGGCGAGAAAGUAUUCUGAGCAGCAAUUUCACUCAUUACACCAGUGAUGGAAAUACAUCCAUCCUCCUCUGAAAGCCUUGUCUCUCCAGCAAGCCUGGAGUUUCUGAGACUGACACUGAAUAAUUAGGACAGAUUUUUAAAUUUCUUACAUGCAAGAAACAAUGGGUUUGAUGCCCAAAAGCAAUCCUGAAAGUAUUUUUGAGAAUUGUGCUCAAAAUCUGAAUGAUAAAGGACAGGCAUGUUUCUUAUUGCCAAUGUCAAGAGUUUCUUGUUUACAAAUUACAAAAAUUCAACGCAGAUUAAUUUAGCCUGAAAAGAGGCAGUAUCAUUCGCAUUGUAACAUGGGCAAGGGGGUGGCGAAUCCUCAGAGUGAGUGAAAACUAGAGAUUGAAUCUAGCUAGAACUUCCUCUCUCUGACUCUCAAAUCUCUGAGUGGUAACAGAGAUCCCAGACUCACAUAACACAGUUUUGUCAUCAGAGAGGGAAUGAGACCUAUAUCCCUCUGAUACCAAGGUCAAAAUUCCCAGGGAAGGGCUCUGAUUGGCCAAGUUUGUAUCAGAUUCUCAUCCUUGGACCAGGUGGCAGUAUCCACAGGGAAGACAUAGAUAAGAUGGCAGCUCCCAUUCCAAUCUUGUGGUUGGAGAUGCGUGAAGACAUAUUUCCAAGAAGCUGGAGGGGUGGGUGCUGCUUUGAUCAGAUAUAACAAGAGUUGCCCACCAACUUUACCUGCGUCUAGCCCAGCCCCACCCUGAUCAUACCAGCCAGCACACACCACCAACCUCUUCGCCAUUAAACCCCCUCUGUCAUGUCCCCAAACAUACAAAGGUUCCCCAGCACCUACUGCAUCAAGUCCAAGCUCAAAUGCCUGGCCUCUGACACCCUCCGUCAUGUGGUUCCACCAACAGAUUUGCCAGUACCUCCUCUUCACAAAGGACUCCAGCCACCUUGUCAGUCAGGUCUCUUCAAUCCAGCCACAUGCAUCGCCACCUGCUCCAGAGCCCAGGGGGAUAAACAGAAAAAACAGUGGCCCAUCUGAGAAGGCAUGGUUUCUAGUCCCAACUCUAUCACUUAUCUGCUGGGUAAUUUGGGGCCAACUGAACUUCAGUUUCCUCAUCUGUAGAAUGGAGAUAACAGAACUUUUCAUGUAGGAAGCAUCCUUUCCAGCAUGAGGAACCAGCCUCUAACUCUUGCAGGUUCCAACCCUCUUGUCUGGUUCCCAGACUUCAGCUUUUCCUCCACCUGGCACCGUGCUUAAGUGGUGCUGUUGACAGAGCCUGGAAGGGCCUUGCGGGCUCUGCUGCGUGAUGUAGCUCAGACACAGAGGAGGCUGGCUCCUACAGUGGCGCUCAAUGGACACUUGUAGAUAUACAGGUUGAUAGCCUUUCCUGACCCAACCCUCCCAGACUGCCUGGAACAUUUCCUCCCAAUCAACUGGUGGCAACCCCAUCUGGAGAGAACCCCAUCAUUCAUGCCACUGCCAACCUGGACAGCCAGGGUCCCAGGAGCAGUUUUCCCUUUCUCAGUAAACAUUUGGGAUGGACUGAAAUUUUAAAGCUUGAAAAACAAUUGUGAUGAUGCUAAAGAAAAUAUAAUCUACCCACACAGUAUCUUCAUCUGCCCACCAGAC